AAUUUUACAUGGACGGCGUUUUUAACGAGCGGGCUUAUCGGCGUUGUCGAGUACUUCCCAUCCUUGACUCCGAUGAUUUAUUACACACACCGAGAGCGUCUCGACGAGACCAUCCGCUUCCGCUGUCUCUUCGUUGGCCACACUCGACACUCAUCACAAACACACACAGAUUGACAAAUCAGCGGCGACCGAUUUUUUUGGUAACACGGUACCCGGCAUUUUUAUGGAGUGUGUCGGUUGAUCGGUGGAUUUAUCGGUGUCCAUUUUUUGACAAUGGAGUUUGGCCUUGGGAUGGGAGAGGGAUCGGUGAAAAGGAGAUAGCGUUAGAAUUUUCUGGAUGAGCGGGAAAUGGCGUUGAAUGGAUUGCGGAGAUUUUGGCGGCAACUGUUUGUUAUCGCCGUGCCGCUGGUCUUCCUACCGCUGCCGCUCAUUAUCGGCACAAAACCGGCAUGUUGCGCGUACGUGAUCGUGUUGAUGGGGAUCUUCUGGCUGUCGGAAGUGGUGCCCAUGGCCGUGGUGUCCCUGCUGCCGGCCAUCCUCUUCCCCAUGCUGGCCGUCCAGUCCUCCAAGGAUGUCUGCCGUAACUACUUCAAGGAUUCUGUGAUGCUGUUCGUGGGCAGUCUGAUCGUCGCGGUGGCCGUGGAGGAGAGCAAUCUGCAUAAGCGGAUCGCGUUGCGCGUGCUCCUUCUCGUCGGAUCGCAUCCACGCUGGUUGAUGCUGGGAUUUAUGUGUAUUUCCGGAUUUUUGUCCAUGUGGAUGAGCAAUACCGCGACAACGGCCAUGAUCACGCCCAUCGCCGAGACGGUGAUCAUGGAGCUGUUCAAGCGCAAACGCGCCGCCCACCGCCUCCGGCCCCUGCCGCUGGUCCCGGCGUCGCCGCGGGUGUCCACCCGAUCGCCGUCCUACAUCCGCGGGGGUGUGGCGCCCAACGUGCACGCUACCGCGGAGGCGGUCACCCGCUCCAUCAGCCAGAACGGGACGCUGAUGGAGACGUACGAGCGCGUCGACAUCGAGGGCAAGGACAACCAGGGCUUCGUCCUCGACGCCGACGCCGACGGCCACUCCACCACCACGGCCGCCACCGUCUCCGCUAAAGGUCACGGGGAAGAGGAGCCGGAAGCGUUGAGUGUGAAGGAUCUGGAUGCGGAUGAACUGAAGAUUAUCAAAGGGAUGAUUCUGUGUGUCGCCUACGCCGCCAACAUCGGGGGCACCGGCACCCUGACCGGCACACUGCCCAAUAUUGUCUUCAAGGGACAAAUCGACGCUUUAUAUGGUCCGUCAACCGGCGUAAAUUUCGCGACAUUUUUAUUGUUUUCCUUCCCGGGGAUGCUGCUGACGCUGAUCGUGGCGUUUAUCUGGCUGCAGUGGAUGUUCAUCAGCACAUGGUCGUGUGGAAAAGGCGGGAAGAAAAAGACAGCGGUGGAGGAUGACGUCCGGGCCGCCGAGCAGGAGCGCACCGCCGUCCGCCAGAUGAUCCAGAGCAAGUACAACGAACUGGGCAUUAUGGGAUUCGGCGAGGCGAGCGUGAUGUUCCUGUUCAUCUUCCUCAUCGUGGCGUGGAUGUUCCGCAGUCCGCACUUCAUCACCGGCUGGCAGGAGUGGUUCCCCAAGGGCUACGUCACCGACGCCACACCCGCCAUGCUCGUCUGCUUCCUGCUCUUCAUCUGGCCCAAACGCCUGACGCCCGCCAAGAACAGCAAACCCGGCGCGCCCAUUCCGCCGAUUCUGACGUGGGGCUCCAUGAAGCGGCGGUUUCCCUGGGAUGUCUUCCUGCUGCUGGGCGGGGCGAUUGCGUUGGCCGAUGGGACACAGGCGUCGGGUUUAACGGAUUGGUUGAAGGAUCAGAUGCACUACUUCGCCAGUCUCCCGCCCUGGGCCAUCGUCAUGGUCAUCUCGCUGCUAAUUGCCACCGUGACGGAGUUCGCCAGUAACGGCGCCAUCGCCACCAUCUUCCUGCCCAUUCUGGCCAAACUGGCGGAAGUGUCGGACGUGAACCCGCUGUACUACAUGAUCCCGGCCACCAUCGCCUGCUCCUUCGCCUUCAUGCUGCCGGUGGCCACACCCCCCAACGCCAUCGCCUUCGGCUGCGGCUUCCUGCAGAUCUGGGACAUGGUCAAGGCCGGCUUCAUGCUCAACUUGAUCGCCAUCAUCAUCCUCAUCGUCAACGUCCACACCACCGGCGUGGGGGUCUUCGAUCUCCUCAACAAACCCGCCUGGCUCCUCGCCGAACAGAUGGGAUUGUCCAACGACGACGCCGCCGGCAUGUACAAUAUGACGACAAUGUCCUAUGCCACCACGUAGUAGCAGUUUCGUUGGGUUCUCUGUCUGUUUCACAAUUAGUGGUUCCUAUUUGCACUUGUGAUGCUGCAGUCGGUUGUAAAGCUAUGAGUAUAUUGGAGUUGGGCAAUGCUUAACAGAUGUCGACUUAGGUUGAUCGUCGUAGUUUACACAGCCGAUUGGAUGAAAUAAAAC
Messenger RNA from Paramacrobiotus metropolitanus, 2472 nucleotides. RefSeq names its product Na(+)/citrate cotransporter-like. Bases 349 to 2301 code for a protein of 650 amino acids. The transcript has 11 exons. Gene Ontology annotation, cellular component: membrane. Lineage: Eukaryota; Metazoa; Tardigrada; Eutardigrada; Parachela; Macrobiotidae. The record is from RefSeq and is a predicted model, not a curated record. Gene Ontology annotation, biological process: monoatomic anion transmembrane transport. Gene Ontology annotation, molecular function: transmembrane transporter activity.